GUGAAAACGUUUCUGAGUCGACACAAAGAUGCCACAAGAAGUCAAUGAUCAAGAUUUAGUGUCCAUUAAGGAAUGGAUCGCCAAAGAAACAUAUCUACCCCGAGACCUUGAUGAAAUAAUGCUGAGAAAGUUUCUGCACAGCUGCUAUGGUAGUCUGGAACGGACUAAAAAGUGCAUCGAGAGGUUUUGUACGACGCGCGCCUCACUCACGGAAUUGUACACGUCAAGGGAUCCCACGUCCUCAAAGAUGACAGCGGCAUUCUCAAUUACAGCUCUGGCUACUUACAAAACUGAUGAAGACGAAAUCUUGAUUCAUCAACUCGAUGAUCCACAGUUAGAGAAGUUCUCAUUUUACGACAUACUCAAGGCAUUCACUAUACAAGGAGAUUAUUGGCUUCGAAACUACGACUUUUUUCCAAGAGGACAUAUCGUGGUGUUGGAUAUCAAGGACUACACACUAAAAAUUCUUCCUAAAGUCAACAUUAUGUACUUCAGAGAUUUCAUAUUAUAUUUGCUAGAAGCCAUGCCGGUCCGAGUGAAACAUGUGCACGCAGUGAAUUGUCCGUCGUAUUAUGAAAAAUUGUACGCACUAGUUAAACCAGCGCUUCCGUCGGAGAUUUGCGAUAUUAUCACGUUCCAUUCCAAUACUGAAAGUCUAUGGCGGGCGAUAGAUAAAAAGUUUUUGCCUUCGGAAUAUGGUGGAGACGCCCAGAGCCUGAAGGUGCAACAUCAAGAGUGGAUUACCAAAAUUAAAGAGGACAGAAAAAUGUACCUAAAUGACAACUUAUGGAAAGCCGAUCUUAAGCGGAAACCGAAGAGCAACAUCGUCGAGAACUCAAUGACUGGAUCCUUUAAAACACUAUCAAUCGACUGAUACAUUAAAAAUGUCAUCAGUUUAAGCUAGAAAUUUUCUAUAUUUUUGCACUUUUAAAAAAUAUACAUGUAUUUUAUACUGUUAUAACUAGAAUUAGAAUUAAGAUGAAGCACACUAGAAGAGCUUAUUAUAAAUGGAAAUACUUCCGAUAUGUUUGUCAGUUUUAAUAUUAUUUUUAUAUGACUUGGGAAUAAACAAAUAUUGAUCCAGUGGAUUAUUAUGUAUGUAUUUACAAACCGUGUAUUUCUAUUAGUUGUUUAGUAUCCAUAGUACAAUUAUUAGUUAGUUUGGGAGUAUGUAGAUGGUUUGAUGUGUAUUAUACACCAACUAUUUGUAGCAGUUAGUAAAAAAGACAAGAUUUUCAUUUAGAAAAUUUUAUAUUAUGAAGACUAAAUUGCUAAUUUAGUCUUUAUAAUAUAAAAUACUAUAUACAUUUUACAACGUACUUGUAAUACCUAAAUAAAGUGAAGUACAAAUAUAAAAAAUGAAGCAAUAAUAUAACUAAGAAUUCAUACAUUUAGAUUUUUUAUUCAGUACGAAUAAAGCUAUAAUAUUAAAAAAAUAUUGAACUUAUAUGACGGACAGAGAGGGACAGAGGAAAAACGCUAAAAUUCAAUGCUUGUAUUUGUGAAUAAAUAGAUUUAAUGGUUGCUGUUAUAAUAAAUGUACGUAGUUUUAAUUAAAUGUAUCUCAAACCUUUAUAAAAAAUUAAAAUAUCUCUAGAAUCAUUCAUUUAUUGUAGCCACAUUAUCAUUAGGUACAGGGAUUAUCAUAUAAUGAACGGUUUUUGUGUUGUGAACUAUUUCGUUGAGAAAAGGUGGUUUCUUAAGUGUCGGCAACGCGCACGUGACACCCAUGGUGUUUCAGACAACCCUAGGCCACGGUAACCAUUUCCAUUUACAUCAGAUGGGCAACGUUAUUAUUUCAAAUUCAUUACGGAUCAUUUCAACUACCUAUAUGUACUACAUAUUCUGCAUUUUCUAAUUUGAAAUAUAUUCAUCAAAUUUUUUUGCAUACGCUUACAUAAUAAAUGUGUAAAGUGUAUUAAUUAUACUUUAUUUCACAUUAAAGUC
This is a messenger RNA of Achroia grisella, 1947 nucleotides long. Its product is annotated as alpha-tocopherol transfer protein-like. Gene Ontology annotation, cellular component: membrane. The transcript is spliced from 7 exons. Gene Ontology annotation, molecular function: phosphatidylinositol bisphosphate binding. Lineage: Eukaryota; Metazoa; Arthropoda; Insecta; Lepidoptera; Pyralidae. The record is from RefSeq and is a predicted model, not a curated record. The coding region runs from base 29 to 874 and encodes 281 amino acids.